AAUCUCACCCCUCCAAUAACCCAUCUAUUUAACACCUCCAUCAAAACCAAACCGUCACCUCUUACUUCUUCCUCAGACCAAUAUUUUCAUCUCCAGAUACUUCUGCCUGUGACUCAAAGACAUGGGAUUUCCAGUGGGGUACACAGAAUGGGUGCUACCCAAGGUGCUUCUUCAUCUCCUAUCCGUAUUGGGCCUCAUCAGAAAACUCCUCACCCUCCUCUUGUGCUACAUGGGCUUCCACGAUUUCUUCGAACCCGACAUUGCGUGGCCCGAGAGGCUGCCGGAAUUGCAGUCGGUGUCGGCGGUGCUGAUCCGGGAAAUCCUGCCGGUGGUGAAGUUCUCGGAGAUGGCGGGGGCGGAGGUGGAGGCGGCGGAGAGUUGCGCGGUGUGUCUGUACGAGUUCGAGGGAGAGGACGAGAUCAGACGGUUGACGAACUGCCGCCACAUAUUCCACAGAGGUUGUCUGGACCGUUGGAUGGGGUACGAUCAGAGAACGUGUCCCCUCUGUCGGACGCCCUUCAUACCCCACCAUAUGCAAGCUGCCUUCAAUGAUAGACUGUGGGCUGCUUCAGGAAUCCCUCAAUUCUACUACAACGAUGAAUGAAACCGUCACUGUUCCUUUUUCUUUUUCCAACAUUUAAGGAUGCAUGGAUGUUAACCCUCUUCUUCGCCAUCUUUCUCUUGUAUAUAUUAUAUACGCAACUUCAAACAAAAUCCAAA
Messenger RNA from Vigna angularis (adzuki bean), 720 nucleotides. RefSeq names its product brassinosteroid-responsive RING protein 1. Gene Ontology annotation, biological process: protein ubiquitination. Gene Ontology annotation, molecular function: ubiquitin protein ligase activity. NCBI's taxonomy places the organism in Eukaryota, Viridiplantae, Streptophyta, Magnoliopsida, Fabales, Fabaceae. Bases 122 to 604 code for a protein of 160 amino acids. The record is from RefSeq and is a predicted model, not a curated record. The transcript has a single exon.